AAAUGAACAGGAAAAACAGUACUCUUAGUAACACGGAAAUAAUAUGUAGGAGAUAUAGGAACAAGUGAACAACAUAGAAGCAGAGCAUGGCGAAUCAAUUGGGAAAUCUAGUGGAAUCGAUUAAGUCAAAGGUGAGGUCCCUGAAGAACAAGAAGAAGAAGCAGCCAAGCAAGCCUUACAUCAAGAUUGACAAGAGUGCCAGCGUUAAGGUCGAGAUUCGCAGCAAAAAAGCUCGCAAGCUCAUUGAAAAAACAUUGAAAGCUGCUGAUAAUCCCGGUAGCAAUGGAAUGGAAAAGAAAAAUCUGAAACAAGCUUUGUGGACAACCUAAGCAGCAAGUUUUUAAAAAAUAGUACUUUCGAGGGGGAGAAAAUAUAGAUCCUACAAUUAAGAUCUUGGAAUUGGCUUAAAGCCAAGUUGCAAGGUUUUAAUUUUUCUUUCUUUGAAUGGAUGAUGAAUCCAUCUUAUUAUGAUAUAUGUAUUUUGUAUUUGGUUAGGCACCCCUUAUACCUUUAAAUGAACAUGUUUGACUAAUAAGCCAAGUUACUGAUGUGUAAAACGAAAUUUCUUGUAUUAAA
Lotus japonicus is the source of this 576-nucleotide messenger RNA. RefSeq lists its product as uncharacterized. The coding region runs from base 87 to 329 and encodes 80 amino acids. The transcript has 2 exons. Lineage: Eukaryota; Viridiplantae; Streptophyta; Magnoliopsida; Fabales; Fabaceae. The record is from RefSeq and is a predicted model, not a curated record.